CCAGGGUUUUACAAGGCAGUUACUGGGAAUCUUAAAUGUGCCAAAUGCCCCCCACACAGCUUCACUCAGGAAGAGGGCUCCACAUAUUGUUUCUGUGAGAAGAAUUAUUACCGUGCUGAUAAAGACCCUCCGUCUAUGGCUUGUACAAGACCACCUUCUGCACCAAGAAACCUUAUUUCUAACAUUAAUGAAACAUCUGUUAUACUGGACUGGAGCUGGCCGCUGGACACCGGGGGUCGUAAAGACAUCACUUUCAACGUGCUCUGUAAAAAAUGUGGAGGAAACACAAAAUUUUGUGAAGCCUGCAGGGGGAAUCUGCGAUUUAUUCCCCGCCAGUUAGGUCUUACCAACACCACUGCGACAAUAACAGACUUACUGGCACACACCAACUACACUUUUGAGAUUGAAUCAGUGAAUGGGGUCUCUGACCAGAGUGUACUGUCAAGACACAUUGCCGCUGUCAGCAUUACAACCAACCAAGCUGCUCCAUCUCCUGUCACAGUAAUUAGAAAGGACCGAACCUCAAGAAACAGCAUUGUACUAUCUUGGCAAGAGCCAGAACACCCAAAUGGGAUCAUCUUGGACUAUGAGGUCAAGUACUAUGAAAAGCAGGAACAGGAAACAAGUUACACCAUUCUGCGAGCGAGAGGCACCAAUGUGACGAUUACUGGUCUAAAACCUGAUACCACAUAUAUCUUCCAAAUACGAGCUCGAACGGCAGCUGGCUAUGGAUCAAACAGUCGCAAGUUUGAGUUUGAAACAAGUCCUGACUCUUUCUCCAUUUCCAGUGAGAAUAGUCAGGUUGUGAUGAUUGGCAUCUCAGCAGCGAUAGUAAUUAUCCUGCUCACAGUGGUUUUAUACGUGCUCAUUGGAAGGUUUUGUGGAUACAAUAAAUCGGUGCACAGCCCAGAUGAAAAAAGACUCCACUUUGGAAAUGGUCACUUAAAAUUUCCUGGACUCAGAACCUACGUAGACCCUCACACAUAUGAAGAUCCUAGUCAUGCUGUGCAUGAGUUUGCAAAAGAGCUGGACUCUGCAUGUAUAUCCAUAGACAAAGUUAUUGGAGCAGGAGAGUUUGGAGAGGUGUGCAGCGGACGGCUAAAACUACCUUCUAAAAAGGAAGUCGGUGUGGCAAUAAAAACUCUAAAAGUUGGUUACACUGAGAAACAGAGAAGGGAUUUCUUGAGUGAAGCCAGCAUCAUGGGUCAAUUUGAGCAUCCCAACAUUAUCCGGCUGGAAGGUGUUGUUACUAAAAGCAAACCAGUGAUGAUUGUGACAGAAUACAUGGAAAAUGGCUCUCUGGACACAUUUCUGAGAAAACACGAUGCUCAAUUUACAGUCAUCCAGCUGGUGGGUAUGCUGCGCGGCAUUGCAUCUGGCAUGAAAUAUCUCUCGGAUAUGGGUUACGUCCAUCGUGACUUGGCAGCCCGCAAUAUACUUAUCAACAGUAACCUGGUCUGCAAAGUGUCUGACUUUGGAUUGUCCCGAAUCCUGGAAGAUGACCCAGAGGCAGCGUACACAACCAGGGGUGGCAAAAUACCAAUUAGAUGGACUGCACCAGAAGCCAUUUCCUAUCGUAAAUUUACAUCAGCAAGUGAUGCCUGGAGUUAUGGCAUCGUACUGUGGGAAGUUAUGUCAUAUGGCGAGAGACCUUACUGGGAAAUGUCUAAUCAAGAUGUCAUUAAAGCGGUAGAUGAAGGUUACCGGCUGCCACCACCCAUGGAAUGUCCAGCUGCCUUGUAUCAGCUGAUGCUAGACUGCUGGCAGAAGGAUCGAAACAACAGACCAAAGUUUGAGCAGAUUGUCAACAUCUUGGACAAGUUAAUUCGCAAUCCUAGCAGCCUGAAAGUCAUUGCCAAUACAGCCACAAGACCAUUAAAUCUACUAUUGGAUCAAAACAAUGUAGACUUCUCCACAUACCGACCCUCGGGAGACUGGCUUGAUGGUAUGCAGACUGCACAGUGCAAGGACAUUUUAUCAGGAGUUAGCUACAGCUCCUGUGAAACAAUUGCAAAAAUUUCAUUAGAUGACAUGAAGACAGUUGGAGUCACAAUCAUCGGCUCUCGAAAACAAAUGAUGGGUGCAGUCCAACCUCAAGAACUGCAUAUAAAGAAUGGACCUGUUAAUGUGUAAAACACAGUGAAGUACAGGAAGCUACACUUCAAACAUAUGGUGCAAUUAAAUCUAAAAACUGAGAGCGCGCUGUGGGGAGCUUGAACUUAAUGUAAACCUCACACGCUCUUAUGUUGGAGUAAACAUGCCUUAAAAUCGGAGUGAAAACUCUUCUAUUUGUCUGUCAGGAAGGCUGCAUUUCCGGUCACUAAAGAAAAAUGUACCACAAUUACGCUGUCAAAAUAGCAGACAACAACUAAAGAACAAGAAGAUCACAGGGUCAACCAGGAGCAAAAGUCACAAGAUUUGGAAUACACUAUAAAGAAUUACUUAGUUUAAUGAA
This is a messenger RNA of Nanorana parkeri, 2455 nucleotides long. Its product is annotated as ephrin type-A receptor 3. Gene Ontology annotation, biological process: protein phosphorylation; axon guidance. The coding region runs from base 136 to 2133 and encodes 665 amino acids. Gene Ontology annotation, cellular component: neuron projection. Gene Ontology annotation, molecular function: protein binding; transmembrane-ephrin receptor activity; ATP binding. The transcript is spliced from 14 exons. The record is from RefSeq and is a predicted model, not a curated record. NCBI's taxonomy places the organism in Eukaryota, Metazoa, Chordata, Amphibia, Anura, Dicroglossidae.